Schistosoma guineensis is the source of this 6882-nucleotide messenger RNA. The record is from the annotation of a GenBank genome assembly. Lineage: Eukaryota; Metazoa; Platyhelminthes; Trematoda; Strigeidida; Schistosomatidae.
AAACACAAUAGUAGACUGUCUGGAGGUUAAGGGGAUUUAAUUCGCUAAUUCUACAUCCUCUCAAAAGUCAAAAUGUAUGACCAGUUUCUUUGGACGACGUACCCUAGCACCUUGGGACCUUCAUGAUAGCCUUUAUCCCGUAUCAAUCUCAGCAGCAAGAAAGUACCGCCGGGUUUGAAGCCGGUGUAGGUUUUGUCGUUUUGUGAUGGCCAUAAUCGAGACUUUAUUACCUGGAAUCCAGUCAUUUUUGUCAGUGGAUUUAAGUACUAUACAAUUACCUCCCCAUGUAGAGCAAAAACGUCAGAGAUUCCUUGAACUUAUUGAAGUUCUUAGUUUAGGACCUAUACCUCCAUUACCGAAAAAUAGUCAUAUUACAACAAAUCCUGUUACAAUCAAUACUGUUACUGCUGGAUGUCAUGGUAGUGGUGAUAUUAUUGAUACUACUAAUACCAUUACCACUACUAACAAUAAUAAUUGUAAUGUGACAGUGUUACAAAGAAGACCAUUAAGUAGUAGCAUUGCACGUUUCUUUUCAAAUAAGCGUUAUUCUCUUCCUCCUACGAUAAGCUGUCCAUCACCACCAUCUGUUCUCAUAGAUUCGUUCAAAACACCUGUUACAACAACUUCUGGUACAUCAGUUGAUAAGAGAAAUUCACAAGUUUCCAAUAUAUUUCAAUCAUCAUCGUCAUCAUCUGGUCAUUCAAUCCAUGGAAUUUCAUACGAAUCACCAUCAGACAAUAAGUCUGCUCAUAGUUUUGAUAGAACAAGAAAUUCACUUAUAACAUCAGUUUCAUCUUCUUUUCCGCCUCCUUUACCACCAAAAAAGUCACAACUACAUAAGUUAUUUUGUAAAUUAGACGAUCCAUAUGAAGUACCAAAACAUGCCACAACAGUAUUAGUGGCUAACACCAACACCAUUACUGCUGCAGAACCAGCAACCAGUUUAACAUCAUCAUUAUCAGCGUCAUCAACAACCACACCUAUCCGUUCGAAAUCAUCAAUUACAUCCACUAACGGAUUGUUAUACAGAAAGAAACAAUUCAAUCGAUUGUCAUUAUCACCUCAAUUAGAAAUUAUUCAAGAUAAAAAAACUAACUCAACUGUUCCACAUGAUUGGCUUGACAAUAAUACUGCAGUUAGUGAAGUGACGACAACGCUAGUCGAUUCAGUUGGAUUAUCGGACACAAUUCAUACUAUCAAACAGGAUAGGACAUUAGUAUUACCAAAGAAAAAUGUAACUGGCUGUCAAGCACGUCGGCCGAGCAGUUCUUUAACUGAUCCGAUAUGGACAUUAGCUGGUAUACUGUCACAUCGUUAUAAAUCAAAUAAAUGGAUACAAUUGAAUUUAUGUCUGUUAACAAAUAAUUCAAGAUUAGUUGCUUAUAAAACUGGUCACUCAAUGACACCAUCAUUAGCUUUAUUCUUAUACGGUUCCACUGGUAUUUAUUCCGGUCGUGACAGUGGUAUGGAACAUGUGAUUAAAAUAGUACAUUCUAGUCGUGAAAUUAUUGUCUUGGCUGCACCUACAGAAGAACAAGCAUUGAUUUGGGUUCGACAAAUCAACCAGUACUCUCAAGGUUCUAUACCAACGGAAGUUUGCUCAUUUCUACCACAUUUGAAUGUCCCAAAUUCCGUCAAUACUCAAACGUCUCCUACUACUUUUACUAAUAAUACUAACAAGAAUACAACUGACCGAAACUUCACAUCUCCACAGUUAUCAAGUUGCAAUAAUCGUUCUUCUAUGGAUGUAACUGAUUUACAGGCUGACAGUGAAUUUUUAACUUUAAACAAAACAAUAUGUAUUGAUUCAAUUCCAUCUGUAAAUCCUACAAAAAGUCCAUCAUUUGAUAACCGUAAUGUUGGCCUUUUAAUUAGUUCUUGUGAAAUUAAUUCUCAGCGUAAUCGGAAAGCAGAAAAAUCUAUGACAAACCACAGAAUAACAAAUCCCAUUGAUGAUGUUAUCAAUACUAAUGACUCUUCCCUUAAUGGUAGUGGUAUGACAGAUUCAAUUCAUCAUUGUCUCUCUUCUAGUGUUGUAAUACCAUCUAGACCUUUAUCAUCGAUGACGUUGUCGUCUGUAUUCGAUUCAAGUACGAUAAGUAUAAAACAGAAUUCACGUCGUAGUAGUUUAAUUUCAUCAAUGCGUCGUAAAGUAGAAUCGUUUAGUUCUAAACGUCGUUUACGCAAAUCUUUACCACAAUCUUUACAACCAUCAACUAAUGGUUAUUCGAACGUAUCUCAAAAUGAAAUGGUGUUAACAGGACAUAGACGAAUGCUAAGUGAUGGGCAGUGGAAAAAUAAUUUAUCUAGCUCAAAAUUUUCAUCAGUUCAAUGUCUUCAACAACAAUCACAGCAUAUGAUUUCAUCACCACCGCUACCACCUCCUCCCGCUGCUUGUGUAUGGGACUCAUCUGGGAAUUCUGGCAAAGGAUUUGGUUGGUCCCAUUUAGUAUCAGCUGGUGUGAGAUUUUUAAAUCAACACACAACACCAACAGUUAUCCCAUCUUCCACAAAUAAUGGUCGACCUCGAUCUGUGCGUUAUGAUUCUUCAGCGGCAACAUCGGAUCUUUUCUCUUCACAGAUAUGCUUGACAUCAAAUUAUGGUCCAUUAUUGGAUUUAAACACAAUAAGGUCCCAUUCUACUGCUCCAUAUACUAUUGAUGCAUCCAAUGAUAAUCACAUAGUCAUAUCAGGUGAUGCUUUUAUUUCUAUACCUGAUCAAGUGCCUUGGACGAUUAAAUGGUGCUGUUUAAAAUUGAAUUGUCUUGAAAUCUAUCAAAAUAGUAGAAAAGAUUAUUAUAGUAAAAUCAGUCAAAAUUGUAAUGAAUAUAUCGAUGAAAAUUAUAAUUGGCCUAUAUUUUCGUUACCAUUGAAUAGUGAUAAAGUUGAAUUAGGUUUGGCUGGCAGUAGUGAUAAACGACAUUCAUCGGCUAUCCGUUUAGCUGUUCCAACCGAGUGUACAACACCAUUAUUGUUUGAUGCUAUUGAUAAAUCACAAAUGGGUUCAUGGAUAAGAGGAUUUAUCCAAGCAUUAGGGCUUGUUGGGCCAAUAGAUGUUGCACAACAGAAGAAUUAUUCUCUACAUAGAAUGUCUUCAAUAGGACCUAAAAACACUGUUCCCCUUCAUCCUCCUUGUGUUAGUGUACAAGAAAAUCAUAUUCAUUCUGUUCCAUUAAUAAAAAAUCAUACUGUUUUACCAUUAACAACAACUAUGAAUCCAUUAACAUCAACAUCACUGAUUCAUCGUAUACCGAAUUCAAUUAUGGAAACAUCUCAAACAUCAAUGUAUUAUUCUGAUAUACAUGACAAUGAUGUUGAUGACGACGUUAAUGAUCUUGUUGAUAAUAGUAAUAAUAGUAAUAAUCCAUUCUUUGUAAAUGUUGAAAAACAAGAAACAUCUUCAUCAAAUAUGGUGAUUUAUGACGAAGUAUGUCCUCCACAACCAAGUUUUGCAACGACGACGAUCACUGCUAAUACUCCUGUUACAUCGUUGUUAUCAUCAACAGAUACCACUAGAAAUCCGCCUAGUUUAUCUAAAAGACGUUGGAGUUCACCUUUGUUAAUUGUUGAUUCAUGUACAAAAUUCCCUGGAUCAUUUUAUUUAUCAAAUAUUGAAUCAAAUAAUGCUUUAUUAACUAACAAUAACAGUAAUAAUAAUAAUAGUCAUAAUAAAUCAUCUAAUUGGCAUAUUAUACCACCACCAAGUAGAAGAUUAUUAGCUCAACCAUUGCCUCCAUUACCGUCAGUUGGACCAAGUACAUGUGAAUCAAUGGCUGGUACAAUUACAAGUGAUGGUAGCUGUACUUCAUCGAAUAUAACACCAGAUGAUUUCGUUGGUUGUGUUGAUGAUGUUAAUGAUGAUAAUAAUGGUUAUCAAGACGAAGAUGAACGUGUAAAACUCAUUAGAUCCAUUAAUAUGAAUUUGGAAACUGAUAACUAUCCGUUGUAUUGGUCGAAGAAAGACAAAACGUCAGACCGCUGUAAUUUGCCAUCAUCCACACUGAAUCGUCGAUAUGCCAGUAUGAGUAGUUUAGAAUAUUCUGUACCAUUCAACGAAUCAUCGACAAGUAUGUAUGACUACAACAACAAUAAUGAUAGUAGUACUAAUGACCAAAAGAAACCGAAGAGGAAGGACGGAAAUAAGAGUAUUUUAAAACAAUUCCUUUCGCAUAAACAAUGUCAUUCUUGGAUCAAUAAUAAUGAGAACAAUAAUGAUAAAGCAGAAAAUAAUAACAAUUCUACACUGAACAUAAUGAAUAAUAGUGGUAGUAAUUCAGUGUGUACAGCACUUAUGACAGAUGGUAUUUAUUCAUCACCCUUGUGCACAGCAUUUACAUUUAUAUCUGAGUCAGAUAAUUCAACUUUGCACAAAGCAGAUUCGGAUCUUGUUACUAGUGAUACUACUAAUACUACUUGUACGACCACUACCACUAGUACAUGUACAAAUGUUUUUAGUAAUGAUGGCGAUAAUGAUAAUAUCAGUCGAAGAAAUUCAGGAGAUGAAGUCAGUUUAUGGAAUGUGAAAGCUGAAAACUUUUUAUGUUCCAGAGAUCCAGCUCUUGUAGAGUAUAUGAAAUCAUCUAAAUUAAUUAGUGCUAGACGAUGUGUUUCUUGUUUAACUGGUAAUAAACCGACAGUCCUACAGAAAAAUUCCAAUAUAGAUGGAAUUCCAAUUUCUUCAUCAACUCUUCCUGUUCGUUGUGGAUCCGAUGACACAGCAACAGCAAUAAUGAAUACAGAAGCGAUUACUAGUGAUCCAGUUUUAUGUCAAAAAUUGAAUAAACAUUGGAAUCGAAAUUCAUAUUCAUCGAAUUCUUCUCGUACAGCCACUUCAUCAGGUGUGGCUCUGACAGCUGAAUUUUCAUCACCAGGUUCUGGUGGAACUACUCGGCCUUCAUCAGUGGCAAUGCCUAACUAUCAUCCUCCUGUAACUCUCGUUGAAGAGGAACAAACUAACAUUGAGAAUGGUCCGAUUCAUGUCCACAACGAUUGGUAUGAUCUUCCUCUGAAUUUAGGACAGUUAAAAGAUACUCGAAAGUAUCAGUCAUCCUCUGAUUAUGGAUGUCAAGUGGAAAUUCCUACUUCUAACCUUUCUAUUCUAAACUGUCACCAAUAUCCUCAUAAUCUAGUGAAUAGUAUGAACGAAAACAACAUCAAGGACUCAGUAACAGUGAAAGAUUCCAUCCCACAUUCUACAUCUUUGACUCUUAUUACGUCACAGCUGGAUGAGAUUAAACAGGAAACAAAUAGUCUACGAUCAAUAAUAAGAAAUCUAUCAUUUCAACUGUCGGAUCAUCUCGCUCGUGAUUGCUGUGAUCAAUGUGUAAAAAAUGUUGAGAGCCUACCGAAAUCCGAUGUUGUUGACAUUUGCACAUCAAAUAGUGAAAUUCUUCUUGAUAAAGGUAAUACUCCAAUUGAUAAGAAUCUUUCUAAUAAUAAUAAUAUUGAUAAUAAUAAUAAUAUGCCCAAUGGUUGUAACAGAAAGGCUGCAAGAAUAGAAGACGAGGAGACAACAGCUAAUUUUUAUGCACGUUUAACUGCUGUAGAAAUGUUGCUUAGAGAUGCUGAAUCUACUGAAGCUCGAUUAGAAAAAGAAUUUAGUCACUUAAUAAUCAAUAAUGAGAAACCAUCAUUGCCGCCACCACCACCACCACCAUCGUCGUUGUCUACGGUCAUUUUCAUGGAAGAUUUAAAACCAGAACAAGAGCAACAAAUCUUGGAUGAAAAAUCUUUGAUGAAUAAAUGUAUUCAGGACAAUGAAUAUGUUUGUUCUCGUUGUAAGAAUAACAAUACAAUCAAUAAUAUUUCACGUAAUAAACAUGGGAAAAUUGAACAUCAAGGCUGUAAAUUAAACUCAUCGUUUGAGCAAAAAGUCAAUAAUACUAUUCCUUUGUCAAGUUACCGUGACCGAAGUCAUAGUGGUCUUACAAGACGACGACAACGACAGAGACAACAUCAUCAUCAUUGUGUUGCUGUUGAUAGUUCCAACUAUUCAAAACCAUCUAAUUGUAAUAUAAUUGAAACUCAAACUAUCGAAUGCUGUUCACAAGUUACUGUAUCAUCAUCAUUAUCUUCCUAGGUUAAUGUUGUUACACAAUCAUUUUCUCUUGUACAUUCACAUUCUAGUUCAUCAUUGAUUUAAGUCUUCCUAAUUUUAUCCCCUUUUCCCUAUUUCUCUGUAUAUUAAUUGCCAUCAAAAUGGGAAGAGAGAGAGAGGGAGGGUAAAGAAUAAAAAUAGACACAUUCACAUUUCAAAGAGCAUUUACUUCUAUUCUGUUUCAAUAAAUUUUUCUUAUUAUUUCGUUUUUUAAUAAUCUUGAUCUUAGAAUUCUGUUUAUCAUUUGAUCAUUUCGGUAUUUCCCCCCCCCACUUACAUGUGUCAUAUUCGUUCCCAGUUGUCUCUCUUCAAUUCUCCACUUUUCUUUUUAACCACUCCUAAUUUUGUAUUUAUAUGUAUCUUUGGAUAGAAAUAAGUAUUUGUCUUCCUGAAUUAGCAUUCGAUUCCCUUUUGUCAUUAUUAUUAAUAAUGCUGAAUCAUCCACUCCGGUUAUACCUUCAUUUUUAAAACAAUGAAUCUAUGCAUCAUUUUAUACAUAGUUCUAAAACUAUAAUGAAAACAUUCCUUUCUGUUUUAAAAUGUCCUGUUUGUUUUUAUUUUUCGCCUUUUUCUUAUAGUAGCUAUCAAUUUGAUGAUAUAAACGUGUAUUUAUGUAAUUUUACUAUUACUACUAGUUAUUUAUCGUUAUGAUCCAUUUUAUGAAUUCUCCAUCGGCUUUUGUCAUUCACAUCCGAUAAUAUCCUUUGCUAGUUCAUUGUUAUAUUAACCAUUUCUCUGAUAUAGAUAUCAAUCAUGAUUGAGAGAAUCAUGUUUUUCUAUUAUUA